UGAAGACUAUUAUGCAAAUAAAACAAUUGAUGAUAUUGUAAUCGAGAGCAAUAAUUUGUUUCCUGAAAGAUUAGUCCAAUUUGACGAUGACAUUAGAAAAGCAUACGAGGAAUGGACACGAGGAGACACUUUCCUUAAUUAUUCUCACUAUUUGCAGCUGAAUGCAGACAAAUGGUUUUUCACUCCAAUGAUGAAAACUGCGGAUAGGAUUGCCGAAAAAAUGAAGAGGGUGUACAUACUUAGUUUUCAGUAUAUCUCAGAAAACAAACCAGGCCCAGACUGGACAGGUGUACAGCAUGGAUGGGACUUAUUUUAUACGUUUGGAGUGCCAACAGUUGGACAUCCGAACAUCGCCUAUACACCACGUGAUGCCCAAGUCUCAAAGGACGCGAUGAAGCUAAUCAGUGAAUAUGCAAGAAAAGGUUAUACCACGAAAGCCAGUUUGAAGUUAAAAAGUUACAGACCAGCUUGUAAAUCGUACAACAAACUGGAUUAUGUCAAUGGAAAAACUAUUGUGACAAAUGAAUUGAAUUUCAGAUCUCCCCGAAUAGACUUUUGGUACAAGUACCUGUACGGUUAUGAAAAUUACAAAUGCGAUAGAUAUCAUAAGUAUCAAGGUUAAGUCAAGGAAUGGUUAUAUAAUGAUUUUGGGAUGAUGAACAUUUGC
Molecule: messenger RNA, 667 nt
Organism: Mytilus trossulus (common blue mussel)
Lineage: Eukaryota; Metazoa; Mollusca; Bivalvia; Mytilida; Mytilidae
Product: acetylcholinesterase-like
Exons: 5
Coding region: 188-622 (144 amino acids)
Source: RefSeq, a predicted model, not a curated record